AUGGGAGUUGCCGCAGUUUCAGCAUCAAUUUCAACACCCAAGGCCUUUAAUAAUAUCUUUGCAACUUCCAUCACUCAAAGAUUAGCUCAUCCAAUUACCUUGACCCCAUUAUGGCCUCCCACAAAGCCCAACAACUAUGCCUCAAAUCCGAUAUCAAGAAACCACACCUUUCCUUCCCUCACUUGCUGUUCUACAAAACCUGACACUAACACAAACAAUGGUACAACCCAAAAUUCAAGCAUUGGGUCCAAUCCUAGCUCAAAUUCUCAGAACCUAGCGGCACCUAUUUCAAGUAAUUCACUUUCCUCUUCUUUUCCAUCACCAUCAUCGUCUAGAGGAUUGGUGUUUGAUUUGGGUCCUAUAGAUUCGUGGGAUAGCAAGGAAAUUGGGUCACCAGUUGUGAAAAGGUUCCUCAGUGAUGAGGAAGAGAGAUGGUACAUGUGGUACCAUGGGAAUUCUAGUGAAAAAAAUUCGGGUCUUGAUUCUAUAGGACUAGCAGUUUCAAGCAAUGGGAUUCAUUGGGAAAGAGGGAUAGAAGCUGUUAAAUCAAGUGGGGAUGUGGGUUUGGUAAUGAACUGUUGUCAAGAUUGGUGGGCAUUUGAUACAAUUAGCAUUAGACCUAGUGAGGUGGUUGUCAUGUCAAGUAAUAAAGUUAGAGCCUCAAAUGCUGUGUACUGGCUUUACUACUCUGGUUUUAGUUCUGAAAAGGUAGAUUUUGUUAAUGAUGAUUCUUUGGAUUUCAAUGUAGAGAACCCAGAAAAGUUUUGCUUUGGUAAUGAGAAUUCCGACGACGGAAGAAACAUUUUCAAGUCCUUGCCUGGCUUGGCAAUUAGUCAGGAUGGCAGGCAUUGGGCUAGAAUUGAAGGGGAACAUCAUAGUGGAGCUUUGUUUGACGUUGGGUCUGAAUGUGAGUGGGAUUCAUUAUUUAUUGCUAGUCCGCAAGUUGUUUUUCAUGGAAAUGGUGAUCUCAGAAUGUAUUAUCACUCUUUUGACAUGGAAAAUGGACAAUUUGGAAUAGGGAUUGCAAGGUCAAGAGAUGGGAUUAAGUGGGUGAAAUUGGGGAAGAUAAUGGGAGGUGGAAAAAGUGGUUCUUUCGAUGAGUUUGGUGUAAUGAACGCAAGUGUUGUUAAGAGCAAGAAAGAUGGAAAGUAUGUGAUGGCAUAUGAAGGUGUUGCUUCUGACGGAAAAAGAAGUAUUGGGUUGGCAGUGUCUCCUGAUGGAUUAAAAGACUGGAGGAGAUUUCAAGAUGGAGAAGUGCUAAAGCCAUCAGAGAAAGAUGGGUGGGAUAACAGAGGAGUUGGAUCUCCUUGUUUGGUGCAAAUGGAAGGAGAUGUUGAUGAAUGGAGAUUAUACUAUAGAGGUGUUAGCAAUGAAGGAAGGACCGGAAUUGGAAUGGCAUUUUGUGUAGGAAACGAUGUCAGUAGUUUUACAAGGUGGACAGGUUUCCAAUUAUAAGAUCAUCUGAGAGAGAUGAUGAAAGUGGUGAUGGAUGUGAUGCAGAUGAUGAAGAAAACCAGGUGGUGGUUCCAUGAUCAUCUACUAGAGCUCCUCCACCAGUUUCGACUUCUUCUAAUAGUGGUCAAGAAAGCUCUAAUAGGAGGGAUGAAGGUGUUUCUCAACCAAAAUUUUGCAGUUUCUUUGAAGCGCAUGAGAGAAUCUGCUCGGUUGAUUAAAUAUAUAUGUCUUCUUUAAUUCUUAGCUUUCGUCCUCCUAAAUCCUGAAUUGUUUCUUGUAUGCGUUAUUUCUUAUUGAUGAAAAUCUUUUAACCAAGAAGUUCUCUGAAGCAUGCAGGGUUAUCUAGGCUACCUGUUAUACCAAGAUAAUCAAAAUGUGUGCAUGUCAAGUGAAUUAUAUUAUUUCUUGGUACCUC
Molecule: messenger RNA, 1870 nt
Organism: Ricinus communis (castor bean)
Lineage: Eukaryota; Viridiplantae; Streptophyta; Magnoliopsida; Malpighiales; Euphorbiaceae
Exons: 2
Coding region: 1-1455 (484 amino acids)
Source: RefSeq, a predicted model, not a curated record